This is a messenger RNA of Geodia barretti, 2954 nucleotides long. Lineage: Eukaryota; Metazoa; Porifera; Demospongiae; Tetractinellida; Geodiidae. The record is from the annotation of a GenBank genome assembly.
CUCAAAAUGGAGACGAAGCGGUUGAAGAGAAAGAGAAGGCCAGUAGGGGGCUAUUCAAACCCUCUCUUCGUUAAAUGGGUGGAGGAAUGGCGAGAUCAGGCGAGGGAGGAGGGAUCCAAAGUGCAAUACGCAUACACAAAGGCCUUGAACUCGCUGAAGAAGUACCCACUGCCCCUCACCAGCGGCGAAGAGGCAAAGAUACUCGACCACAUAGGUGAGAAACUGGCCAAGAAGCUUGACAAGAGAUUGGCUCAGUACCGUGCCGAGGAAGAAGAAAACAGUGGGUCUGUCAAGAGGUCGAAGGUGGCUGCUCGUAGUCUGGCAGGAGAGACUAGUGGGGCUCAGGGAGAUGUACAGUCGGCCAAAGGAAAGAAGAAGAGAAGGCAGACUGAAUAUGUACCAGAGUUUAGGUCUGGACCAUACGCCAUCAUAAUUGCCCUCUACAGAGCUAAACAGAGACCUAAUUGGACAGGUCACCUGACCAAGAACCAGCUAAUGUCCCAAGCUCAGCCGUUCUCUGACAAGUCUUUCACCAUACCAGAUGAUGGUAAGUACUACACGGCUUGGAGCUCCGUGGCCACUCUCAUCAGGAAGGGACUUGUCGACAAGAGAAGCUGUCCCGCCAAGUUCAGACUCACAGAGGCCGGAGAGGAAAUGGCAGAGAAGUUGGAGAGAGCCACAUCGCAACAGAGCUGGAAAUGGACCGAGGGUUUCUCCAACACAGAAUAUAGUUUCCCGUCCGAUGUCACCGCCCACCUUCUCCCCUCCUUACCCCUCCCUCAAGUCCCCAAACACACCCACUCCCCCUGACCUCUCUCACCCACCCACCAUCUCACUGGUCUCUGACACUGAAGAUAACGGUAGUAGCAGCGAUAUCGAAAUCCUUCCUCCACCUCUGUCAGUCAGGAUCCAGGCCAAGACCAGACCCACUACUACCACAUCUCUUAGUCUUUCUCCGUCGCCACCACACACGCAGGGUCCCAGCAGGUGGUGUGUGGAGGAAACUCCGGAACAUUCCGUAGCCUGUGCGUCUGGAGAGAGGUUCCCAACAGGCUCUGGAGGGAGAGGGCCUCUGACCCCCGCACAGAUGGCCGGGCAUGCGGCACUCAGUAGGCUUCAGAGUGGAGGUGUGGCCGGUGGUAUUGGUAGGGACAGAGGAGAGGGGAACAGCAGUGGUGGUGGAAGGAAAGGAGAGAGCAGCUGGAAGGGAGAGGAGAGCAGAGGAGAGAGAAGCAAGGGAACGCUCCCCUCCUGUAGAGUAGACCUCACUCUAGAGAUGGAGGAUUUCCCCGUUGGCAAGAGACGUCGGGAAAGUAUCGACGAUGAUGACGAUUUGCCUGACUUUCCUCUACUGACUAAAGCAAAGCCUCCACAGACUCACCGUCCCACCCUCACUUCUCCACCUCCCCAAUCUCCCCCGUUUCACCGCUCCCCUUCCUCCCGCCUCUCCCCUUCUCCCUCCAUCCCCAAAUCCACACUCAGUAAACCUGUUCUCCGUGAUGUUACCACCUCAAGAACGCAGAACGCUGGCUCCAACACGACAGCUACUACAAACACCACAUCCCAAACCCUCACAACGGGACCGCCUCUCUUUAGACUGAAACCAGGAGAGUUUGAAGUACUUCUGUGUGUGGAUAAUGCCGAGUCCACUGCCUGCAGAAAGUCCAGUUCCCAGUUCAGAGGGAUUCUCUUGCAAGAGCUGGCCAAGAACGGUGUCAGAUUUGAUGUCCGCAAGUUGAACGUUGGAGACUUUCUUUGGAUAGCCAAGGAGAAAUCAUCCCCCCUGCGUGGUCAAGUGACUCUGCCCAGCUCAAGAGAAGUAGCACUGGAUUACAUAGUGGAGAGAAAACGUAUGGAUGACCUCGCUGGUAGCAUAACCGACGGACGAUUUAAUGAGCAAAAGUUUCGUCUGAAGAACUGCGGAGUAAAGUUUCCCGUAUAUCUGGUGGAGGAGUUUGGAGACAAGAUGCACCUGAAGCUGCCAGUCCGCUCCCUGGAACAGGCCAUCUCCAACACACUGGUAUCACAUGCGUUGUGUGUGUGACAAUCGUCCCCACCCUGUGGUGUUUCGUGCCGUCUUCUGCUAUUAGACUGAUGUAUUGUGUCCAUAUGUACAGGUGAUAGAUGGUUUCAGGGUGCAGAGAACCACAGACAUAAGAGACUCCGUGGUGUUCCUCACUCUCCUUACCAGACAACUCUCCACCCACUAUGCCGAAAAGACGGUUGAGGCAUAUCCUUGGAGUGUCAUGGCUGACGUGAACAAGCAUCCUCCACCAGAUGGUGACAAGGCAGGAAGACACGGCAGCCACCACCUCACCGUGGGUGACACAGUUCGUGGGGUCGAGUUUGCUUCCUUCAACGAUGCCUCCGUCAAGAACAAGACGCUGACGGCGUAUGAAAUGCUGGGUCGGCAUCUCAUUCAAGUCCCGUGUGUCUCAGCUGAGAGAGCAGCGGCCAUUUUGGACCAUUUCCCCACCAUUUCUGCUCUGAACGUUCUCAGUUGAAGCUAUUUUGGAGGGGAUAGCUCUCCAGUACGACAAAUGAUCCACUACAAGUGUUCUCCAGAGAACGUUAUUAUAUACCACCAAUUCACAGACUGAGGGAUGCAUAUGAGAAAUGUGGAACCAGCACUGAGAGAGAGGCCCUUGUCUCCUGCUUGAAAGCAGGCCAGAGCAGGAGUAUGGGAAAGACUAUUGGCAGUAUUCUAUCAUGUUUGUACUGGGGACAGUGAGAAUGGUCACCUCCUGUUGUGUUGAAACUCCUACAUGCAUGCAUUACAACAUUUUUCAUGGUAUAGAUCUAAGUGCAUGUAGUCUCACAAACCAGAAUCGCACAGAAGGCAGUUGAGCAACUAAGCGAUGUGCACCAGUCUACCGCACGAGAGGGUACCAUAAGAGAACCACGUGAGAAGGAAUCGUAAUAAGAGAAACAAAUGGGGGCGAUGCUAUACUAUU